UGAUUUUCAUGCAGGUUACCCUCACACAACUAAAUGUUGCAUGAAAUUCCAGCCUGAAAAUUUGAAGGCGUGGUUUGCAGUCAGCUGUUUAUUGGUUUGCAUGAAAUUCAUGGAACACCCGCAUGAAAACUGAUACGGAAAAAUUCCGCACACCUUUUCAUGCAACAAUGUGGUGAAAAGUUUGUUAGUGUUAGUUGAGAUGAUUGAGAGGUUACAUGAAUUUCCCGUCUGAAAAUUUUUCGAGACUUGCCGAUCACAAGCCUGCUCAGUUGGCCUUGCUUCGUGACUUGCGACGGGUGUGUUUUUAUAAAGAAGUUGAGAGUUGAACUUCACGCGUGGACUCUAACCAUCAUAAGAUUUUCCGGUGCUUCCGUCAAGAUCGUCUCACUCGAUGCGGACAAACCGCUGGAGCAGCAAACCGAGCGCAAAGUUACAAUCGUCGGCACGCCGGAAGCCUAGUGGAAGGCCCAGAAUCUAAUGCGGGAAGACGGCUUCGUGUCCGGCACCGACGACGUGAGAUUCACCGUGGAGAUCUUGGUGCCGAGUGCGCAGGUCGGACGCAUCAUCGGCAAGGGUGGCCAGAACGUGCGCGAGCUGCAGCGGGUCACCGUAAGCAUAAUCAAACAACCCGAGCACACGGCCGCGAUGCACGUCCACACGUCACACGUCGAAAAAAAUAAUGGAUUGCAUUCAAAUUGAACACGUAUGGGAUGAUUGCAAA
Culex quinquefasciatus (southern house mosquito) is the source of this 721-nucleotide messenger RNA. Its product is annotated as insulin-like growth factor 2 mRNA-binding protein 2. Gene Ontology annotation, molecular function: RNA binding. The transcript has 3 exons. The coding region runs from base 478 to 699 and encodes 73 amino acids. The record is from RefSeq and is a predicted model, not a curated record. Lineage: Eukaryota; Metazoa; Arthropoda; Insecta; Diptera; Culicidae.